Messenger RNA from Erigeron canadensis, 2006 nucleotides. RefSeq names its product multiple organellar RNA editing factor 1, mitochondrial. Lineage: Eukaryota; Viridiplantae; Streptophyta; Magnoliopsida; Asterales; Asteraceae. The transcript has 5 exons. Gene Ontology annotation, cellular component: mitochondrion. The record is from RefSeq and is a predicted model, not a curated record. The coding region runs from base 80 to 1561 and encodes 493 amino acids. Gene Ontology annotation, biological process: cytidine to uridine editing; mitochondrial mRNA modification.
AUCACACACUUUACCACUAGUAGUAGUUCCUCAGCUCAAACCCCAUUAAACCAUAAACCCUAGUUCUACCACCACACUCAUGGCGGCAACGGCUCUCCGUCUCCGGCGACCACUAAAGCUCACAUCUUCCAUCAUUAACAACCAAGCCCACUUCUCAUCCGCCGUACAAUCCAUCGUCGCACCAUGUACAACCACCAUUUUCCAUAACUCUAACCUUAAGCAUAGUUUGUUUAAAAAUGUUAGUCAGGCUAAACCCAUACCCGGAAACAUGGGUAUGGGUUUUAAGAUAAGGGGUUUGUCUACAAGAUCAUCAUCAUCAUCUAAAUAUGAUGGAUUGGAUAGUGAUCAGAUUAGCCCAGAUGCAAUAUUGUUCGAAGGGUGUGAUUAUAAUCAUUGGUUGAUUACUAUGGAGUUUCCUAAAGAUCCUAAACCUUCUCCUGAGGAAAUGGUUGAAACUUAUGUUGAAACUGCUGCUCGUGUCUUCGGAAGCGUGGAAGAAGCGAAGAAGAAAAUUUAUGCUUGUAGCACAACUACGUACCAUGGAUUUCAAGUUGAGGUGUCAGAGGAAGACUCAGAGAAAUUUAAAAGUUUACCUGGGGUUGUAUUUGUGUUGCCGGAUUCCUAUAUAGAUCCUGUUAACAAAGAAUACGGAGGAGACAAGUAUGUUAAUGGAACUAUCAUACCAAGACCACCUCCUGUACAAUAUGGCAGACAAGGUGGAAGGUAUAACGAUCGAAAUAGAGAGUACAAUAGACCACCUCCAAGAGGCCAAUUUGAACAGAAUAAUCCACCUGGAGGACAGGGUAAUUACCGAGGAGAUAGAAGUAGCCCGGCAAAUUACAACCAAGCUGAAAUGAGAAAUACCAGUCCUGGCAGGCAAACUGAUUUUUCUUCCCCGCCUUCUGGUGCUUACAAUCAAGGAGGUGGUGGUGGAAGCUAUAGGCAAGGGGUUGGAGGGCAAUAUGGUCAAAGUAGGGGUGGAUCAUAUGGUGACGGAAGUGGUGGAGGUUACGGGCAAGGUGCCGGUGGACAAUAUGGACAGACAGGGGCUGGAAAUUAUGGCCAAGGUGGAAUUGGUGGAGGCUAUGGGCAAGGCACAGGUGCACAAUAUGGGCAGGGUGGUGGUGGAAACUACGGGCAGGGUGCCAGUGGAAACUUUGGCCAGGGUGGUGGUGGAAACUACGGGCAGGGUGCCGGUGGAAACUAUGGGCAGGGUGGCAUUGGAAACUAUGGCCAGGGUGGCAUUGGAAACUACGAGCAAGGGGUAGGUGGACAAUAUGGACAAGGAGGCGGUGCAAGUUAUGGUCAAGGUACAGGUAGACAAUUAGGACAAAUAAGUGGCGGAAGUGACGGGCAACAGGCUGGUGGACAACAAUAUGGACAAGCUAGCAGUGGAGGUUAUGGGCAACAGGCUGGUGGACAAUACGGGCAAGGAUUUGGUUCUGGCAGCAAUCAAAGCUCAUCACAAUAUGGUGGAAGUCAGGUGGACCAGAGGAGCAAUGAUCCUAGGCAGCAAGGAACUUAUGAAGCUAUUGAAGAUGCAGAUGCUUUCAAAAAAUGAUGAUCAAAAUGUUCAAGUAGCAAGAAUCGUAAAUAUUUCUGGGAAGAAUCAGUCAAGUGUACUAGCUGAAGCAGCAUAGGGGGAAAUGUUGUUGGGUUCUGUUUUUCCUCUGUUAUGAGUGUGCUGUUUGUUCUAGAAGGCUAAUAAAAUGAUGAAACUUUCCAUGGUGCCUGGAUCUUUUACCAUUUGCAUUUUGUUUGAAUGCAUUUCGACAGUUACCAUGUUGGUAGUAUAUUCUCGAGACGCUAUUUGGAUCUUAUUAGUGAUGAUAGCUGCUUUUUAUCUAGUCCGUGUAACGUUACAAUUUGGUUUAUUUGGUUGUCAUAGUCCACAAGAUUCAUGUGGAGCUUGCUCCAGUAUGAAUUAAUUAGAAACCAUUGAUUUGAUAAAACAUCAUAAGGGUUCGUGGUGGAAAUUAAAUAUGAACCAACAAUUCAGUCUUCAA